Penicillium pulvis is the source of this 1185-nucleotide messenger RNA. Its product is annotated as GSK family serine/threonine-protein kinase. Gene Ontology annotation, molecular function: ATP binding; protein serine/threonine/tyrosine kinase activity; protein serine/threonine kinase activity. Gene Ontology annotation, cellular component: cytoplasm. The transcript has 7 exons. Lineage: Eukaryota; Fungi; Ascomycota; Eurotiomycetes; Eurotiales; Aspergillaceae. Gene Ontology annotation, biological process: protein phosphorylation; signal transduction. The record is from RefSeq and is a predicted model, not a curated record. Bases 1 to 1185 code for a protein of 394 amino acids.
AUGUCACAGAGUCGGCCUGGGUUAUUCCCAAGUUUGCGCAUGGGUGAGGUUAUUCGUGAAAAGGUCCAAGAUGGCCUUACUGGCGAGCACAAGGAGAUCUCGUACACUCAGUGCAAGAUCGUGGGCAAUGGAUCCUUUGGUGUGGUUUUCCAGACCAAGAUGGCCCCCAGCGGCGAGGAUGCUGCCAUUAAGAGAGUCCUCCAGGACAAGCGGUUCAAGAAUCGUGAGCUCCAAAUUAUGAGGAUUGUGCGCCAUCCUAAUAUCGUCGAGCUGAAGGCCUUUUACUACUCUAACGGUGACCGAAAAGAUGAAGUGUACCUCAACCUGGUUCUGGAGUAUGUCCCCGAAACCGUGUACCGUGCCUCGCGCUACUUCAACAAACUCAAGACCACUAUGCCCAUGCUCGAGGUCAAGCUCUACAUCUACCAGCUGUUCCGGUCGCUGGCCUACAUCCACUCCCAAGGAAUCUGUCAUCGCGACAUCAAGCCCCAGAACCUCCUGCUGGACCCUAACACUGGUAUCCUGAAGCUGUGCGAUUUCGGAUCUGCCAAGAUUCUGAUUGAAAACGAACCCAACGUCUCCUACAUCUGCUCUCGUUACUACCGGGCGCCGGAGUUGAUCUUCGGUGCGACCAACUACACAACCAAGAUCGACGUAUGGUCGACUGGUUGUGUUAUGGCAGAGUUGAUGCUGGGACAACCCCUCUUCCCUGGUGAAUCGGGAAUUGACCAGCUGGUGGAAAUCAUCAAGGUUCUUGGCACUCCCACCCGCGAGCAGAUCCGGACCAUGAAUCCCAAUUACAUGGAGCACAAAUUUCCUCAAAUCAAGCCGCAUCCCUUCAAUAAGGUAUUCCGGAAAGCUCCCCCGGAGGCUAUCGACCUGAUUUCGGCACUUCUGGAGUACACUCCCACCGAGCGCUUGUCGGCCAUCGAGGCCAUGUGCCACCCCUUCUUUGACGAACUCCGGGAUCCGGCCACGCGCUUCCCCGAUUCGCGCCAUCACAACAACCCGGCCAAAGACUUGCCAGUUCUCUUCGAUUUCUCGCGGCAUGAACUUUCGAUCGCGCCCGAACUGAAUGAACAAAUCGUCCCUCCUCAUGCUCGUCCGGCCCUGGAAGCGCGCGGCCUUGAUAUCAACAACUUCAAGCCCCUUUCCAAGGAGGAGAUGAUGGCUCAUCUCGACUGA